CUUUGUUGGUAUGAAGUUCAAUUCCGUGUGCUCUGCACUACGGCCUUUUGUCUUUCAGGCAUACCUGUAUCAUUUGUUUUCCUUGUUUCCGUCUGCCUCAAUUUAUAGUUAUAGGUUGAGACUCUGUAGCAUUUGAAACACCAAGCUACUUUUACGAGCAUUCUUGUUUGUUUGAAUCUGUAACUAAUGGUAGCUUCUUCUUCUAACACUGCGGGACAACCCAAGCAUGUUCCUCGAAAUGCUUCUGAUGAACGUGAUCCUGUUGCAUCCGGCCAACAAGUAAGUGUUUUUGAUGGCUUAAUAAUAGCCCCACCUGAUUCUGUUUGUACUUCUGCGGAAUCCUCAUCCAGAAGGAAACGGCUGCCUUAUGAUAUCUUCAUAAAUCAUCAUGGAGGAGAUGCCAAACAUAAGAUAGCAAACAGUAUCUACAGAUCUUUAGAUGCUACUGGACUGAGGGUAUUUUUAGAUAAAGAUGAGCUAAAGCCUGGGGAUUUCUUUCCUAGAGCUCUAGAAGAAGCAAUGCGUAGUGCGUCACUCCAUAUAGCUAUUUUUUCUGAGCAUUAUGCGGAGUCCCCCUGGUGUUUAGCGGAGUUGGCAUUUAUGUUAGAAACUGGCACUAAAUUUAUCCCCAUUUUCUAUCAUGUCGAUCCGGCUACUUUAAGAUGGGCGAUAAAAGGAAAAGGAAGGUAUGCAGAAGCCUUGUCUAAGUAUGAAAUGAAAAGCAGUGAGCAGCAUGAAAAGAAGAGAAGAUACAGCUCAGAACAGCUUCAACACUGGAAAUGGGCACUCCACAAAGCCUCCUUUUUCACCGGCCACAUUAUUAACAAUCAGGAGGACGAGCAGAGGGUGGUGAAGAAUGUGGUGAAUUGUGUGUUGAAAGAAACGAACAAGGUAUUGUUUGAGGUUGCCAAGCAUCCGGUGGGUGUAGAUGAAGCUGUGCUGAACUUUGACAAAAUUGCAUUUCAAUCCGAUGGCUCGAUAAAAAUUGUUGGAAUAUGGGGUCUGGGUGGCUCUGGUAAAACCACUCUUGCAAAGAAAAUCUUUACCAACAAACGCUCGGACAUGGAUAGGGCAAGUUUUCUUUUCGAUCUUCGAGAUGCUGCAGGGAAAGGUCUGCUGGUUGAGAAGCAGAAAAAGCUUAUGAAGGACCUUGGUGUCGAAAGCGAAUCAUUUGACCAUGUAGAUGAAGGUAAAGGGAUCCUUCAAAGCCGUUUGAGAUCUGUAUCCGUCCUUAUCAUUUUAGAUGAUGUGGAUCAUACAGAUCAACUUGAUGCUCUGUUGCCAGCACGGGAGAGUCUUGGACAAGGAAGUUUGAUUGUCGUUACCACACGGGAGUUGAAUGUUCUUAAAGCAUGGGGCAUCUCUGCCAUUUAUCAAAUGGAAGCUCUCAGUGCCAUUCAUGCCAAGGAGCUGUUUUGUUGGCAUGCGUUCUUACAGCACUCCCCACUGGCGGGAUUCGAGGAUCUCGUUGAGGAGUUCUUAAAUGCUUGCAAAGGUCUGCCUUUGUCGCUUAAGGUCUUAGGGGCACAGCUCUAUGGCAUAUUCGACAAAAACUAUUGGCAGUCUCUAUUACAUAAAUUGUCCAGAAUAUUGCCGGACGAAAUCAAAUUGAGGCUCAAUGUCAGCUAUGAUGCCCUUGACGAUGAAGAGAAAGAAAUGUUCUUGGAUAUAGCGUGUUUUUUUAUUGGAGAGAGGAAAAAUGUGGCCAUUGCAGUAUGGGAGGGAUCAGGGUGGAGUGGUCUUCUUGGUUGGGAAAGGCUUUUCAAUAAGUGUCUUGUUGAGGUGGGAGAGGGCGUUAGAAGAUUCUAUGGGUGCGGUAGACGAUUCUAUGAGGUGACGGAUGAUGAUUACAUAAGAAUGCACGAUCACUUGAGGGAUCUGGGUAGAGAAAUUGCAAACCGACAGUCACCCUACCGACUUUGGUCUCCACAGCAGUCUAUCAAGAUUCACUCUCAACAGGAAGCAAUACAAAUCCGAGGAUUGGUAAACGCAAUUGGUGAAAAUUGUUACCUUCGGCAAGGGAAUAUCCUAAUACACACAAGCCUGGGAGAGCGUUGUCUCACGCUCUGCUCCCUUGGAUUGAAAAUUUUUGUUGGUAAUGGAGAUUUUAUUAAUCAGGAUCAAGUUGAAAUAUCAAGAGAACUUGUCUGGCUUCAGUGCGAAGAAUUUGAGCACAAAAAUCUUCCAUCGUGGCUUUCAUUGAAAAAAUUAAGAGUUUUGGAACUUUUCAAUGCUCGGAGCUUAGAAGGCUUGUGGGAACGAGAGGCGGAUGCUCCUUUGCAGCUAAGAGAGUUGGUCAUGUCGGGGUGCGACAGUUUGCGGGAAUUUCCGAGGUCAAUAGGACAUCUCAAGAAUUUGAGAAAGAUAAUAAUAGAUGAUAAUGUUAUAUGUAAUACAUUGAUCGACCUUCCACAAGACUUUUGUUAUCUCCAAUCGCUGGAGCACCUGGAGAUAACAGCGUGUCAUAAGUUGUCAUCUCUGCCUAAUAAUUUCGGCGAGUUGGCAAAUCUGCAACGCCUUAAUUUGUGUCAUUGCAUCAUGUUAAAGAUGUUACAUGAUUCUUAUAGUACAUUUUAUGAACUAUGGAAAUUGCUACCCAACUAUAUAUUUAUAUUUAUUUUCGUGCAUGAUUCGAAAGUUGUUCAUUCGAUUCUCCAUCCAUUACAGCAUUAUGUAGUAUUAGAAUAUUACCCUUCCAAUGAACAUUAUUUUCGUGCAUGAUUCGAAAGUUGUUCAUUCGAUUCAGUUCUGAGUUUCUAUCAAAGUUUUGUAUAUAUUCCUUUC
Molecule: messenger RNA, 2784 nt
Organism: Cryptomeria japonica (Japanese cedar)
Lineage: Eukaryota; Viridiplantae; Streptophyta; Pinopsida; Cupressales; Cupressaceae
Product: disease resistance protein Roq1
Exons: 5
Coding region: 187-2721 (844 amino acids)
Biological process (GO): defense response; signal transduction
Molecular function (GO): ADP binding
Source: RefSeq, a predicted model, not a curated record